This is a messenger RNA of Mesocricetus auratus (golden hamster), 1271 nucleotides long. RefSeq names its product CD302 molecule (gene Cd302). The record is from RefSeq and is a predicted model, not a curated record. Bases 32 to 1000 code for a protein of 322 amino acids. Gene Ontology annotation, molecular function: signaling receptor activity. The transcript is spliced from 6 exons. NCBI's taxonomy places the organism in Eukaryota, Metazoa, Chordata, Mammalia, Rodentia, Cricetidae.
GGUUCUGAUCACUGCCCCGCUGUUAUGUAAGAUGCUAACAUUUAGAGAAGCUGGGCAAAGGGUUACAGGAAUUUUAUCUUGCAACAUUUUAGAAAGUCUGAGAUUAUUCAAUCCAAAUGAAAAGUUUGUUUUCAAAAGAGAGAAGUUGGAAUGUGCAGCGAGCCAGCCGCUUGGGGCUCUCUGGCCGUCCCAGCUGUGCAACCCUGGGCUCCACUCCCCCGCCUCGAGUGGGAGGCGUCGAGGCGUCGCGGCAGAGCUCGGAGCUCCGCACUCCCGACAAGCGCCGCCCCCGGUCCGCUCUCAGCGCCGAGCAGUCAUGCCCCAGGCAGCGCUGUCCACGCUCCUGCUGCUGAGCCUCGCCACUGCCACCAUCGCGGACUGUCCUUCAUCCACCUGGGUUCAGUUCCAAGGCAGCUGUUACACUUUUCUUCAAGUAACCAUCAACGUGGAAACCAUAGAAGAUGUCCGAAAUCAGUGUAUUGACCAUGGAGCAGACAUGAUAAGUAUACACAAUGAGGAAGAAAAUGCUUUUAUCCUGGACACGUUACAAAAGCAAUGGAAAGGCCCGGAUGAUCUCCUGCUAGGCAUGUUUUACGACACUGAUGAUGCAAGUUUCAAGUGGUUUGAUAAUUCAAAUAUGACAUUUGACAAGUGGGCAGAUCAAGAUGGUGAGGACCUAGUUGACACCUGUGGUUUUCUGUACACCAAGACAGGUGAAUGGAAGAAAGGGAAUUGUGAAAUUUCUUCUGUGGAGGGAACACUUUGCAAAGCUGCUAUCCCAUAUGACAAGAAAUAUUUAUCAGAUAACCACAUUUUAAUAUCAACUCUGGUAAUUGCUAGCACAGUAAUUCUCACAGUUUUGGGAGCAAUCAUUUGGUUCCUCUAUAAAAGGAAUGCUUGCUCGGGCUUCACCAUUUUUUCAACUGCACCACAAUCACCUUACAAUGAUGGCUGUGCUUUGGUAGUUGCAGAAGAUGAGUAUGCUGUUCAACUGGACUGAGACUUUGAUACUAUCAAACCAGCAUAUCAAACACAUUGACAAUGAUUUCUGGUGCAAAGUUUUCAUAUAAAAACUGUCAUAGAAAACAGAAGCUUUUAUGAUAUUCCUUAUUCUCAUAUUUUCAUGUACUCACUGUGAGAAAUAAUUUGGUUCAUUUAAAACAAAAGAGCAGGUUUUUGACAAGGAAGAACUGUAGAUCUAACAAGUUUUCUUGAGUAAUUUUCAUCUAAGUAAAUGUAACCUCUAUGUACAAUAAAGCUGAUAAAAUGCC